GGCCCAUGGGGCGCGGCCCGGGCGGGGGGCGGCGGCGGCGGCGGCGCUGAGGGGAGGCGGGUGGGGGAUGCUGUCGCGGAGGAAGACGCGCGCCGAGCUCUCCAAACCCGGCGAGGUGCAGGGCAAGUACGUGAUCAAGGAGACCAGCCCGCUGCUGCGCAAUCUUAUGCCUUCCUUCAUCCGUCAUGGUCCAACCAUUCCAAGACGCACAGAUAUCUGCCUUCCGGACCCAAGCCCUUCUGCCUAUCCGGCAGGCGGUGAUGGAGCCAUUUCUAGGAACCAGAGCUUCCUUCGGACUCCGGUCCAGAGGCCCCCUCAUGAGAUAAUGAGGCGAGAAAGCAACAGGCUGUCUGCCCCUUCCUUCCUCACCAGGGCUGAAGUCCCACGGGAAUACGGCUCACCUCCCCAGUCCUUUUUGGCGGAAGCCAACGUGGUUACUGAAAAUGGAGAUGUUGGAUCCCGUUACUAUUAUGACCAUUUUUAUAACGGUCAAAGGCGGCACCAGCUGGGGGACCCUCUGCAGGAGGAAUAUCGAUACUAUGAACAAAAUAAUGACCUCUUCCAAAGGAUGUCACAGAAUCAGGGAAGACACACUUCAGGCAUUGGAAGGAUAGCUGCUACGUCACUAGGAAACCUGACCAACCACAGUUCCGAAGAUUUGCCUCUCCCUCCCGGCUGGUCAGUGGACUGGACGCUCAGAGGAAGAAAAUACUACAUAGACCACAACACUAACACGACACACUGGAGCCAUCCACUCGAGCGCGAGGGACUGCCUCCAGGAUGGGAACGUGUGGAAUCGGCCGAGUUUGGAGUCUACUAUGUUGACCACAUCAAUAAGAGAGCCCAGUACAAACACCCCUGUGCCCCAAGUGUUCCCCGUUACGAUCAGCCCCCUCCUGUGAGAUAUCAGCCGCAACAAAGCGAGAGAAGCCAACCUAUCCUCGUGCCUGCAAAUCCGUACCACACAGCAGAGAUUCCGGACUGGCUGCAGGUCUAUGCCAGGGCUCCUGUCAAAUACGAUCACAUCUUGAAGUGGGAACUGUUCCAGCUGGCUGACCUGGAUACAUACCAGGGGAUGCUGAAGUUGCUCUUCAUGAAGGAACUGGAGCGAAUAGUGAAACUGUACGAGGCGUACCGCCAGGCGCUCCUCUCGGAGCUGGAGAGCCGCAAGCAGAGGCAGCAGUGGUACGCACAGCAACACAGCAAGAACUUCUGAACGUGCAUUUGGCGAUCGGGAUCCCGGGACCUUGGAGAGAGACUCUGGGCGUGUGAAAAGAACGGUGAACAAGGGCUUUGGCUGAAAAGGCAGCUCCUUUGGUUCUUGCACCUUUUGUAAUUAUCUUCUUUGUGUAUCAUGUUUAUUGAAUACAAAAGAUGUUUGUUAUAUUGUAUAACAAAGUUAGUUUCUUAUUCUGAGCGGGAGCGUAGGGGAGGAAAAACCCACGUUUUUAAAAUGUGGCACGUUUCCAGCAACCUGAUGUACCUUCAAAGAGCAAAAUCUAUUUUUCAUAAUACGUGGCGGUGUUACGAGAUGUCCUCCAUGUGGCAAGGCAUCUUUCAUAAACCCCCACCUGGCUGUCUCUAUAUGUUUGUGUGUGUGGUAGAUUUUCCUACUGCUCCUCUGUGUCAAAAGGAGAGGAGGUUGCUCCUGUGCUGGGAAAAGCUGUAGCAUUUACAGUUUUAAAAAAUGAAAUGAAGUCUUCAGCCGCGCCUAAGCACUUCACAAACAAUUGCCUUUUUUGUUGUUGUUGUUAAAUCACUUGUCUGUGCAAGACCCAAGCACACAAGUGAAAACAGUCGGUUGCCUUCUAGCACUUCGCUGGCAGAUCACACAGUUGAGCACCACAGAAGAGGGAGCUCAUCUGAGCCACGUUGGAGGACUGAACUCACAGACCCUUGGGAGAAAAGUCUUCAAAUAAAUCAGGGACGCAGCAAGGAACAAUUUUGCAAAAACAUCCUUGAGCACAACUGUAUUCAUGUCUUAGAUCUGGGACACCUUGUAAAAUGAAUAAACACACUAGCAUCUUGUUUAGUGGUUGUCUGUAGUAUGAAAUGUGACAUCCCCGUGUCCUGUCUAUCUGAGCAAGUGAAUAAACUUCCAAGUUUGUUUAAAUUCA
Eublepharis macularius is the source of this 2117-nucleotide messenger RNA. RefSeq names its product salvador family WW domain containing protein 1 (gene SAV1). Gene Ontology annotation, molecular function: protein binding; molecular adaptor activity. The transcript is spliced from 5 exons. The coding region runs from base 68 to 1216 and encodes 382 amino acids. The record is from RefSeq and is a predicted model, not a curated record. Lineage: Eukaryota; Metazoa; Chordata; Lepidosauria; Squamata; Eublepharidae. Gene Ontology annotation, biological process: apoptotic process; regulation of cell population proliferation; hippo signaling.